Molecule: messenger RNA, 1049 nt
Organism: Rhizophagus irregularis DAOM 181602=DAOM 197198
Lineage: Eukaryota; Fungi; Glomeromycota; Glomeromycetes; Glomerales; Glomeraceae
Molecular function (GO): protein binding
Source: RefSeq, a predicted model, not a curated record
UUUGAUCAAUAUAUAAAAAAAUUAAAUGAAAAUAAAUCAACAGAUUUAUCAGAAAAAUUUCAAAAUCAAUUAUUAUUUAUUAAAGAAAAAUAUCUUGAAGAUUUAAAAAUUUUAAGUAAUACUAUUGGAAAUGAAAGGAAAGGAAAAGGAAAAGGAAAAAGUUUAAUUCAAAAUUCGUAUUUGAAGAGAACAAACAUCAAGUUCUAAUAUUAUAGAUAUUAUAGCAAAUGAAAUGACUUGUCCAGUUAGUAGUGAACCAGAAGAUCAAUUAUGUAUUUUAAAAUGUCAACAUACAUUAUCACUAAAUAAUUUAAAAAAAUUAAAACAAAAAAUAUGUCCUGAAUGUCGAGAAAAGAUUGAAGAAAAUGACAUCAGAUAUUUAUUGCAAAAUUCUAUUUAUAAAAACUUAUAUACCAAAUUUUCUAAAUCUGGGCAUAUUUUACCUCCAAUUGAAUUAGAAAAUUCAGAUCAAAUAUAUGAUAGUGAUGAUUCAGAUAAUUCAGAAGCUGAUCUUAUAUUAAUUAAAAAGAAGAAUUUUAUGAAUCUAAUCAUUAAACUAAAUUCAAAUAUAUCAUUAUCAUCAAUAUUUCCAAAGUUUUCAAAAAAACAACAUCCAACAUAUCAAAGUAUAAUAAAAGAAUUAAACAAAAAACAGUAUGAAAAAGCUGAGUCCUUGUGUAAAGAAUUUUUGAAUUUUUUUCCUAAAAGUUAUUCUUUGAAAUGCAUUUUAGCUUACAUUUAUAGAUGCCUUAAUAAUUAUGAACAAGCACAUUUAUACUUAAAUGAAGCUAUUAAUUUAAAACCAAGACGACCAAUUGCUUAUUUAAUUCGUGGUGAAAUACUUUUUUGGCAAAAUGACUAUGAAACAGCAGUAGAUAAUUUGUGGAAAUCAAAAAAAUUAUAACGUUAAAAUUAAUAACUUAUAUAUAAUGCUUGGAAAUAGUUUUCUUGCUUUAAUGUCUCAUUCAAUAUUUAAUUUUACUGGUUAUUCUAGCUAUUAUAAUUUUGCUUUAGAAAAUUAUAAUAUUGUAUUAAAAAAUGAUCCAAAU